Molecule: messenger RNA, 1883 nt
Organism: Hemiscyllium ocellatum (epaulette shark)
Lineage: Eukaryota; Metazoa; Chordata; Chondrichthyes; Orectolobiformes; Hemiscylliidae
Product: zinc finger protein 239-like
Exons: 2
Coding region: 272-1063 (263 amino acids)
Biological process (GO): negative regulation of transcription by RNA polymerase II
Molecular function (GO): DNA-binding transcription repressor activity, RNA polymerase II-specific
Source: RefSeq, a predicted model, not a curated record
CUUGGAAUUUCAGGAGGGGGAGACGGUGAAUGGGGACAAACAGCCAAGUGCACGAACGGAACCAGUGGGAGGACACAUAAAUAUCCGGAGGGCAUCCAGACCAAAGUUAGAGUCUCCAGGUCCCGCGUUUGCAAACAGACGGCUGUACCGUCAAACAGGAGGUUUUAGAAAAGGAAGAUUUGCAGUAAGAAAACAGAAACUUAACCUCACAUCCGGAUCAAAAGGAGUCACCUGAUUUACUGUAACUGGAAUAUUAUUGUGGAUUUUUAACAUGGAAACCAAAAUCACAGUUGACAAUGGGGAGAAACCGUACACAUGUUGUUUGUCGGGACGAGAGUUCAGUCAGUCAUCUUAUCUGUCAGAAUAUGAAUGCAGCCAUCUUAGGGAGAAACCAUGGGAAUGUGGGGACUGUGGGAAGGGAUUCAGUUACCCAGUUCAGUUGGAAAUUCAUCAGCGCAGUCACACUGGGGAGAGACCAUUCACCUGUACAGAGUGUGGGAAGGGAUUCUCUACCUCGUCUCACCUGCUCACACACCAACGCAUUCACACUGGGAACAGGCCGUUCACUUGCUGUGUGUGUGGGAAGGGAUUCACUCAGUCAUCCAACCUGUUAACACACCAGCGGCUUCACACUGGAGAGAGGCCAUUUUCCUGCUCUGUGUGUGGGAAGGGCUUCACCAUUUCAGCUCACUUACUGAGACACCAGCGAGUUCACACUGAUGAGAGACCUUUUAAAUGCCCGGACUGCGGCAACCACUAUAAAAGUUCUGGGGAACUGAUGUCCCAUCAACGUGUUCACACUGACGAGAGACCGUUCAGGUGCUCUCACUGUGGAGCUGGGUUCAAGCAAUCAUCUGACCUCACUGUGCAUCGACGUACUCACACGGGGGAGAGACCAUUCACCUGCUCCACGUGUGGGAAAAGAUUCAAUCAGACAUGUACCCUUCUUAGACACCAGCGAGUUCACACUGGGGAGAGACCUUUUAAUUGCACCGAGUGUGGGAAGAGAUUUGGUCGUUCCUCUACCCUACUGAGACACCAGCUAGUUCACAAGAAAUUAUAGUGACUGGACUCUACCAACACAAACAGAAAUAUGUACAUGAAGGUAUGUUCUGGCUGACAUUCACUUAUUGUGGUCAAUACUCUGGUAAAAAGCAAGUAAAAUCAGCUUGAUAUGAAACCUGGCUUGGUUACUCAUUGUAAUCUUUCUUCACAUCCAACGAAGUGGAAAUCAUAUAAAUUCUGUCACUAAGAUUGGGACCCAUUUAACACCUUCAACAUUCACUCACCACAAAUGCACAGUGUGUACCAUCUGCCGAAAUGCAUUUGCAGCAACUCACCAAAGCUCCUCAGACAACACCUUGCAAAACUGCAGCUUCUGCCACCCAGAGGGAGAACAGUAGCAGAUGCAAGUUCCUGUCCAAGCCACACAACCUGACUUGGAAAGAUAUUGACCUUUCCAUUGCUGAGUCAAAAUCCUGGAACUCUCUCCUAGAACAGCAUAGAUGUUUUACCUAUAACCCUCUGAACUACAGCAGUCGAAGCCAGUUCACUAUCACCUUUUUCUGGGCAAUUAAGGAUUGGCAAUGAUGCUGGUCUAGUCAGCAAUGCAAUAUUCUGUGAAUGAAUGAGAAACAAAGGCAGCGUUUUUUUCAUAUCUGAAACCAAUUGCAGGAUCCAGCUCUGGAAACCUGCCACUGAAUUUCCUUUUUCCUAACACUGAUAUUCCCAUAAAUUCUUCCUGAAUCAAACUAACACAUGUUGAAAUGUUUGCUCUGUACACUGAUUAAAUAAAUCGCAAUUGUUUCUGAAAGUUACAACAAAGUCUGCUUCUACCAUUCGCUAAGUCAUAACUUGGUCAGUAAAAUAAUCCCUUAUCUUUA